AUGGCUAUAGACUCAACAUCGAUAACUGCGGCACAUAAUGACAAUUUAUCACCGCCUACAUCACCGCUGCCACGGAAAGAACCGCUUUCAUUAAAUGGGGUUAAUUCUGCUACUGGUGCUAUUAGAGAAUCUCAACCUAGCACACCUACACGUCCGAAAUCCGAUCAUUCCGGAGUCACAAUCCCUUGGACUAUUGACACGAAGUAUUAUUCAGUCAAAGUCGAUUUUUGGAUCGAUGAAACAGAGGCCCAUAAGAAGGCUGAACUGGAGAAGAUGAUCGAGGAUGGUGAGCUGGACGAAAUGGGUGCAGUUGUGGAAGCUGUCAUCUUCUGUUUUUCCAAAAACGAGCCGUCAACAUUUUACGAUAUAAAGCCAUGGCUUGCGUUCGUUGAGAGACACGAACCCUCUAUCACGCUAUGUGUUGCAACAGGAGCACCAAAACCUUCGCCUCAUCAGGAGGAGAGGCUUAACAUUCCUGAAAGAGAGGAGGUUGUAGAUGAUUAUGAUGAAUGGUGUCUCGGUAACGGCUUUGAAUUCGUUGAUCUCGAGGACCAACCGAGCAACUUGACACACGAUGAACAUGUUGGCCUAGAUCGAAUUAUGGAGGCCUUGGCGGCACAUAUGUGGGAUGGAUUAAAGAAAAAGAGUAGCAAGAAACGUGAACAACACGAUCGUAGUAUGAUGAUGUCGUUCCGGGAUGAUGACAUAGACAUGGAUUCAUCAUGGAGAGGCAGUGUAUCGAGAAAGAGUCUCAUGAACUUGGAUGCAGCUGACUUGAACUUGCAUGAUGACAUACAAGAAAUGGACUAUGAUGGCAAUGAUGAUAGUGAAGAUGAAGACGAGGGUGAUGACAAGGCUUUCUCUAGAGCUCUCCAGGAGCUUAACAUGCAUAAUCGAUCUGCAUCUCCUACCGCACCUGUCCCUGGCCCAGGUAUUUCGUCCUCGCAAUCAAGCUUAGGGGUUAGUUCGUCAUUCCCAGAUGAGCAUAGAGCCAGUAAAAACAAUGAUCAUGGUUUUGAUGACGAAUUUGGAGCCGAUGGUCAUGAGAUUAAGGAAUUAGAAGGCGAUGAGCUAAGCUUUUGGUCAAGUCAGGAUUCAACAGGACGGUCUGACCUAAUUGACCGCACUUUGGAGAGACAAUUUAAAAAGUUUCUAGGACAGCCAGUUGAUGACUCUGUCACAACAUCCUCAGAGUAUGGUGGCAAGGAGUCUUCAGGGGAAUUGGACUCUUCAUUGGAAAAGGAUUUUUCAUCAUUUGAGCUGAAUGAGGAUGGAGAAUUUGAAUUUGGUGACUUUGUUGUCUCUGAAGGCCCUGGGGGCGAAGAGUUGGAGGACUUGGAUAUCAAUUUUGGAGUCCGUGGUAUGUCCACACCGAACCAAGAAUCUAUCAGAUCUAUGCAUAGAGCAUUGUUUGCCAAUAUUGACGAUGAAGAAGGAAUGGCUCAGACCAUUGCCACGCUACAGGGACUUCGAGAGCAAGGCAAGGCUAUGUCGGAGAAUGAUAGGCGAGAAUUGGCAGCUAGGGUGGCAUUGUCGUUUGGGAUGCAAAUGGGCGAGUAG
Messenger RNA from Lobosporangium transversale, 1560 nucleotides. RefSeq lists its product as hypothetical. Bases 1 to 1560 code for a protein of 519 amino acids. The record is from RefSeq and is a predicted model, not a curated record. The transcript has 5 exons. Lineage: Eukaryota; Fungi; Mortierellomycota; Mortierellomycetes; Mortierellales; Mortierellaceae.